Messenger RNA from Acipenser ruthenus (sterlet), 1774 nucleotides. RefSeq lists its product as uncharacterized. The record is from RefSeq and is a predicted model, not a curated record. Lineage: Eukaryota; Metazoa; Chordata; Actinopteri; Acipenseriformes; Acipenseridae. The transcript has 4 exons. The coding region runs from base 596 to 1549 and encodes 317 amino acids.
CUGCAUACACUCAGUGUUAUGAGUGUGUGUAUUUGGCUUAGUGUGUUUAGUUAUGCAUACUAUUAUUGUGUCUAUUAAAAUAUUCAUCAUUCAUUAAUGUAUAGCUUUUGUUGUGCUAGUAUUAAAGUGUGUAUUGGGCUAUGUGUAUUGUUGUAUGUAUCUAUCCAGGUAUCCCAAGUGAAACUCACACUGCUCAAGGGUAUGAUAAUAUUAACUACUGUCAUUCCCUGCCACGCAGCGGCCAAUGUACUUUCAAAUUUAAAUCUAACAGUCAACGGUAAAGAUAAGUGCCUCGUCUCUAAGCCUAUCUCGGUGUAAAAGGAAUUGUAGCUAAUGUGUGUGUGUGUGUGUGUGUGUGUGUGUGUCUGUUUACAGCCAUCAUUAUUAUUAAUGAUGUAUACACUAAGUUGUUUUUUAUUCCCACACACUGACAUUCCUAAAAGCUGAAAUACUACUACAUUCAUCACCCCCUUUAUUUAUUUUCCAAACUGUACUUGCAUUGAAUAAAUUGUAAUUUAUAAAGAAUGAAUGCAUAUGUCAGAAAAUAUCUAGAUGAGCUUAAUCAACUUUGUUCUUCAGAGUAAUAAGUAGUAACAUGUAUGUUGUAUUCCAGCUAUCAACAAUGGAAGCAACCCCAUCCUUUCGAAGGGUGCCAGGGUCCAAGGACCUGCUCCUCCAGCACACGCCCGAAGCUGCCAGUGUCUCCGCUGCCAUUAAGGCGGCCACUGUGCGCUUUGUGGCAAAGGCACCGGAAGAGGUCCGGAGCGAUGCCGUGGCCCAUGUUGUGUCGCAGGGAGGUGACCCCGGGAACAGCAUGCUGGUCCUCAGCCAGAGUACCGUGCAGUUUGGUAAGUACCGGGGUCAAACCUUCCAGUGGCUCCUGGCAAACGACAUGGGCUACGCUGUGUCCCUGGUGACCAGCCACCAGAGGGAGCGGGAGGGUGACAGCUCCAUGUCACCCUACAUGGCGAACAAGGACGCCCUGACCAGCUACGCCUGUGCUUUCCCUGAUGUUGCCUCGGCUGUCAGGGACCGGAGAGCACAGGACGUAGCCCGGCUGCACUCAUCCCAGCCCGGUCAGGAGGACCUGCGCCUUGUGGCCUUUGGGGUGCACAAGGACCUCACCUGGAGGGAUCUGUAUGAGGUUACGGACAAGGAGAAGAGCGGCUACGUCAAAUGGCUCCGGCGUCAAACACCCCGAACCGGAACGCAGAUGGAGGCGUUGCAGAAAUACAUCCUGCGGCGAGACCAGGAGUCCCGGUCCCCAGCGUCGUCACAGGCUGGGUCUUCGCAGGCUGUCCCCACGCAACUUGCGCCCUCUCGGCCUGCUUCCCCUCGGCCUGGGACCUCGCAGCCGUCCCCGACCCCUGCGCGGUCGCCACUGGCGAGCAGCCUCCAUUUGCGUCCGAGGACGCCGAAGGUCGUGCCUCGUGCACCUUCAGCUCAAGGGGUGUCCAAGCGCCAGCCAGCUUCGCCUGCCUUCUGGGAGGAGGUCACAGAUACGGAGCUGGUUGCCAUCUGCGACGUAGCCCCUCCCACUAACGACUGAGUUCCUUGAACGUGGUAAGGUAGGUCUUGGUGACAGACCCUGUGUCUUCACUGUACAUUAAAAUCGCAUCACUCUCUGCCCUUUUUCACUCUCCUGGCUGACUGCCCUGCACAAUGCGAAUGACUCCUCUCCCACCUCGGAUUGCCCCUCCAUCCUUUCUCACAUUACGCACUCGUGGAUUGCUUGCAUGUUUUUAGUGGUGUUGUAGUUUGUGGCACAGUAGAU